AUGCCGUUUGGAUUGGCCAACGGUCCGGCUGUAUUCUCUAGAGCCCUUAAACUAGCUUUAGGGAAGUUGGCAAACUACAGCAAAUCAAAUGACAAGGAUAUCUAUGGUGUCAGUGCAAAUCAAAACGGAGUAGUUGCGGUAUACUUAGAUGAUAUGAUUCUUCCAACUGUCACAAUUCAGGAAGGACUUUUGCUAUUAGAACAAGUGUUAGAACUUCUUAAACGAGCAAAUUUACGAUUGAAUCUAAGUAAAUGUUCAUUUCUAAAAACUACUGUCGAUUAUUUGGGCCACGAAAUUACAGCGGGGACUAUAAGACCAGGUCAACAUAAAAUUGAGUGUGUACUCGGCUUUAAAACGCCAACCAAUGUUCACGAGGUCCGCCAAUUCAUUGGUUUGGCAUCAUAUUUUCGAAAAUUUAUUAGAGAUUUUGCGUCUAUAGCACGCCCCCUAACUGAAUUAACAAAAAAGGACUAUAUUUGGUGUUGGGGUGCCGAACAAAAUAGAGCUUUUAAUACCUUAAAGGGGUUAUUGACCUCAAGGCCUGUCCUUGCUAUCUACAAUCGUACUGCGACAACAGAGUUGCAUACAGAUGCAAGUAAAAUCGGUUUAGGUGGUAUUCUAAUGCAAUUUCAAUCUGAUAACACGUUAAAACCGGUAGCAUAUUUCAGUAGGGUUACCAGCAGGGAGGAGAGAUUCUACCACAGCUAUGAGUUGGAAACACUUGCUGUGGUAGAGUCACUCAAAAGGUUUCGCAUUUACCUUGUAGGUAUACCUGUUAAAGUAAUCACUGAUUGUUCAGCCAUUCGUACCACUUUAACUAAAAAGGAUCUUGUGCCGCGCAUUGCAAGAUGGUGGCUUACUAUUCAAGAUUUUGAGUUAGAAAUAGAAUAUAGACCGGACGAUAGGAUGCGACAUGCGGAUGCGUUAAGUCGCAAUCCUAUAUCCGUAAAUUUAUUAGAUGUUAAGAUGAUAGAUGAAACAGAUUGGGCACUCUCUGUUCAACUUCAAGAUGAUGGCAUCCAACAAAUCAUUAAUCAACUGCAAGGGGGUACUUCUAAUAAAGAUAUAUAUAAUAAUUAUUCUAUUUCUGAUGGGCGGUUAUAUAGGAAAACUUUGGCGGGUGAACAUAUUGUAAUACCAAAACUAGCUAAAUAUAGUAUUUUGCAAAAGUAUCACGACCAUAUUGGACAUCCGGGGUUCGAUAGGGUUGAAAAAUUAAUAAAGUCUGCUUACUGGUUUCCAAAGAUGACAAAAUUUAUUAGGAAAUACAUAAAAAGUUGUUUACAGUGCGCAUACGGUAAAUCAGGUUAUGGUCGGCGUGAAGGAGAAUUACACCCUAUAGAAAAACUAGACAUCCCUAUGCACACCUUACACGUUGACCAUUUGGGCCCAUUUCCAAAGAGUCGACAGGGAAACAACUACAUUCUUAUUAUUAUAGACUCAUUUACGAAGUUUGUUUUUGCUCGCCUAGUGAAAAGUGUGCGUUCAACAGAAACUGUAAAAGAACUCACAGAUUUAAUUUUAGUGUUUGGCAAACCUAGUAGAAUUAUAACGGACCGAGGUAAAUCUUUUACGAGUCGCUAUUUUAAAACUUUCGUAAUGGAUUAUCAAAUCAAACACAUUAGGAAUGCUAUAUCUGCAUCUCGUGCAAAUGGCCAGGUAGAACGAGUUAACAGAACCAUUCUGGAUGAUCUUAGCACAUCGGUAAAAGAAGAGUGUAGUUGGGACACAAAGUUAUCCGACAUCGUCUGGGGUAUCAAUAAUACCCUACACUCGGUAACUAAAGUAGCACCAUUCAGUCUAAUGUUUGCCCAUGAAAACAAUCUUUUGCUAGUACCAACAUCUUCAUCCGAAUUAAGUAAUUACAUUCAAAGACAAACUUUAUCUGAUAGGCGAACACAGGCUAAAUUGAAUAUUGACCAAAACAUGACACGAAUGAAGAAACAAUUUGACAGUAGGCAUAAAAAAUGUACCAAAUAUAAUAUAGGUCAGUUAGUCUUAUGGAAAGGAGGUGUUACUGAAGAAGCCGUGGGUGUAAGCAAAAAGCUAGGCAGCAGGUAUUCCGGACCGUAUAAAAUUGUUAAAACUAAUCACGUCAUUGAUCGUUACACGAUAUCUUCUGUGAAGGGUAUGAGAGGUUAUCGAAAAUUCAGUGCAACGGUAGCCGGAGAUACAUUACGUCCAUACAAGCCAGUGGUAUCAGAUGUUGAUGAUUCUACAGACAGUGAGGGCCAUAAUAUUGAUAGGGAUGAUUUGAUUGAUUUGUUAGAAAGUUAG
Parnassius mnemosyne (clouded apollo) is the source of this 2277-nucleotide messenger RNA. Lineage: Eukaryota; Metazoa; Arthropoda; Insecta; Lepidoptera; Papilionidae. The record is from the annotation of a GenBank genome assembly.